This is a messenger RNA of Eubalaena glacialis (North Atlantic right whale), 944 nucleotides long. RefSeq names its product FKBP prolyl isomerase 14 (gene FKBP14). Bases 174 to 809 code for a protein of 211 amino acids. The transcript is spliced from 4 exons. The record is from RefSeq and is a predicted model, not a curated record. NCBI's taxonomy places the organism in Eukaryota, Metazoa, Chordata, Mammalia, Artiodactyla, Balaenidae. Gene Ontology annotation, molecular function: peptidyl-prolyl cis-trans isomerase activity; calcium ion binding.
UUCGCAGUGCGUGGGAAAGUUGUCGGUGGUGAAUGUGCCACGUCUGCUAGGAAGGGGGAGUCAUGAACUUGCCAGAGGCUGUUGUCUUUAAGUCUUCAACUACAUCCUUAACUCUAUGAGGUCGGGGGGCCCUUUUUGUGUUUUUGUAGCAACUUGUUUCCCGCCCUGGCAACAUGAGGCUUUUCUUGUGGAACGCGGUCCUGACGCUUUCAGUCACUUCUUUGAGUGGGGCUCUGAUCCCUGAACCAGAAGUGAAGAUUGAAGUGCUCCAGAAGCCGUUCAUCUGCCAUCGCAAGACCAAAGGAGGGGAUUUGAUGUUGGUCCACUAUGAAGGCUACUUAGAAAAGGACGGCUCCUUAUUUCACUCCACUCACAAACAUAACAAUGGUCAGCCUAUUUGGUUUACCCUGGGCAUCCUGGAGGCUCUCAAAGGUUGGGACCAGGGCUUGAAGGGAAUGUGUGUAGGAGAGAAGAGAAAGCUCAUCAUUCCUCCUGCCUUGGGCUAUGGAAAAGAAGGAAAAGGUAAAAUUCCCCCAGAGAGUACACUGAUAUUCAACAUCGAUCUCCUAGAGAUUCGAAAUGGACCAAGAUCCCAUGAAUCAUUCCAAGAAAUGGAUCUUAAUGAUGACUGGAAACUCUCUAAAGAUGAGGUUAAAGUGUAUUUAAAGAAGGAGUUUGAAAAGCAUGGUGCAGUGGUGAAUGAAAGUCAUCAUGAUGUUUUGGUGGAGGAUAUUUUUGAUAAAGAAGACGAAGACAAAGAUGGAUUUAUAUCUGCCAGAGAAUUUACAUAUAAACAUGAUGAAUUAUAGACACACGUCUGCCCAUUUUAUAUAGCAUCCAUCCUUAAAAGAGAGGGUAACCAUCUUGAAAGAAAGUCUUAUUUGUUAACUAUGUUCUGUUCAUGCUUUGGUUUUUAUUUUUAUAUAUUUUUCUGAAUAUUAUUA